GCGUGGCCUCCCGUCUAUCGGUACGCCUUGCGCCAUGAGUUAUUUGUUUCUCUACCUACCUCAGCUCUAGCUCUGUCUCUAUAGCUCUCUCAGAGAGCACCGGUGGUAGAUUUAUUAGAAAAGUGAGAGUAACCUUGGAUUUACGUACCUUUGGAUUUUGAUGGACGCCGUUGGUGAAGAGUCUUUGUUGGAGUCUGUGGCCGUUCCUCCACCAGACUGUCCUUUCACUGACACUGAAGAGAAUACUGGAUUACAGGAGAAUAGUGAAACCAAAUAUCACCUGGACAACGAAAGUCCUAGCUCUGUGGAAACCACGGAGGAAUUGAAUGGAUCCAAACAACCAACACAGAAUGGAUCAAGUGCAAUGUGUUUUGUUAACACCAGUAACGAUAGUUUAAUGCAGCAUUCUGAUGUGUUGUCGUCAACAACAUUUGCUGACAGCAACUGCAAACAUUUACAUGUAGAGCCCAAAAAUGACUCGGAUCAUGAGAAAAGGACUGAAAAGAGUCCGAAACCAGCAGAAACAGUGCCCCCUUAUUGCGAACCUUCACCAACGAACAUAUCGGGCCUUGAGAAAGGAAUGGAACAAGCACAAGAGAAACAAAAUAGUGCCGAUCCACCAUCUGAUGAUGCUGAGUCACUAACACUCAAUUCGAAUGAUCGAAACUUGGAACAAUUCAGUGAGAUCUUAUUAGAUUCUGAUCAUACAUAUAGUUUGUCUGACGAAGAAUUUCCUCCUGGCAAUGAACCUAAAAAGGAAACCGAACAAAUAACUAAACCCCCUAAGAAAGUUAGAUUUGCAGAUGAAAGAGACGAAAAGCAGAGAGAUGAUCUGGCUCGAACAGGCACUCACAGCCCACCUCUACGCCCCACCAACAUCUCCACUCCUGAAGAUGUGGCCAGACAAGGCAGAGUGCCAGUCAGUCCUUCCUCUCCUAGACAACCGAUACAGGAUAUUACUCCUCAGUUCAGUGUCAACCAACUAAUAGCUGGUAUAGAUUUCUCUGCUCAGUAUCUUGGAUCCACUCCUAUUUUCCUGUCUGGAGUAGCAUCUGCUAAAUCGUCCAGAAUGUACCAGGCUCAGCAAGCAGUGAAACUGAUUAAGGAUCCUGAUAGUGACGGUCGACCACAGUCAGCUGUUAACGUGAAAAUCUCCACUCAGUGUGUCACUAUCUCUGACAUUGCGACAAAUGUUGACAUGAUGGAGCACCCUCUGCAUACAAUCUCUUAUGUGGCUGAUAUAGACAAUGUGUUGGUUAUGAUGGCUCACGUGCUGCCUACCUCUGACACCACCCCCCUCUCCCCUGUCACUACUCCAGUGGAGAAUAGUAUGGAAAUAAUCAGCAGUUACACUCCCAAGAUGACCUGUCACGUGUUGGACACGGAAAAUGCGCGGCAUGUGGCAAUAGUAAUUGGUCAAGCAUUCAGCGCUGCCUACAAGCAAUUUUUGCUAUCCAAUGGCAUAUCUGAGGAGGCAUUGGAGCAGGCAGAGUACGCACACAUAUUGAACGCUCAAACAGUGCCUCAGGUUGAAGUGGAUUCAUUCAAUGACAGGAACAAAACUAGGAAGCUAACUUUAGCCAAGCACAAAGGAGAACUAAUGGGGGUGAUGGUGAUGGAGUCUGGCUAUGGUUCUGCCAUUCCAUCCUGUGUCAUUGCUCACCUCAGUAAGACAGGUGCCGCCAUGAAAUCAGGACUACUCAAUAUUGGAGACCAUAUCAUCUCUAUCAAUGGAGUCAACCUGGUUGGGAUGCCCAAGAAAACAUGCAUAGAACAACUUAAGAAAUGUCGGUAUCAGGAUGUUGUGAAGAUGACAGUUUGCUCAUGUCCGGCUGUUGUCGAAGUGACCAUCGUGAGACCAGAUCUUAAGUAUCAGUUGGGCUUCAGUGUGCAAAAAGGAAUGAUAACCUCACUGAUCAGGGGGUCAAUCGCUGAGAGAAGUGGUAUUCGUGUGGGUCAUCGCAUCAUCGAGAUAAAUGGAACCAGUGCGGUUGCAAUGAAUCACGAUGACAUCGUGCAUCUUCUCUCUUGUACCGUAGGGGAUCUACACCUGAGAACAAUGCCGGACCUGAUGUACAAAUUACUGACUGGUCAGAUUGUACCCGACUAUCAUUAGAUAACCAAUCAAAAUUAUUGUUUUAUCAGAAUUUUCUAUCAUUAGAUAAUGUGAACAUAACAUUAAUUUUGUAA
Halichondria panicea is the source of this 2190-nucleotide messenger RNA. Its product is annotated as amyloid-beta A4 precursor protein-binding family A member 2-like. The transcript has 12 exons. The record is from RefSeq and is a predicted model, not a curated record. Gene Ontology annotation, molecular function: protein binding. Gene Ontology annotation, biological process: chemical synaptic transmission. Lineage: Eukaryota; Metazoa; Porifera; Demospongiae; Suberitida; Halichondriidae. Gene Ontology annotation, cellular component: dendritic spine; cytoplasm; plasma membrane. The coding region runs from base 161 to 2116 and encodes 651 amino acids.